This is a messenger RNA of Paramecium octaurelia, 1019 nucleotides long. NCBI's taxonomy places the organism in Eukaryota, Ciliophora, Oligohymenophorea, Peniculida, Parameciidae. The record is from the annotation of a GenBank genome assembly.
AUGAAAAAUUGUAUUUAUAUUUAGGAAAAUGGCCAAGCAUUUAAAAUAAGUUACACAAGGGGAGUGCUGAAUUUUCAAUUAAUGAUAAUAUUUAUUCUUUUGAAGUGUGUAAGUCCAACAAGACUCAUUUAUAAAAACUUUUUUGAUAGUUUUACUUAUGUAAAUAAUGGUAAUACUAAAUUGAGUUAUAUAGAUUGGUCGAUAUUAUCUAAAGAUGUAAAUCAUCAAAAGGCUGUAGUACUUUGUGGAUCUAAAAACAUUUUAUUUUUAGACAACUAGAGCACUUAGUAUAAUCUGUUACUUCAUAAAUCAUUUAAUCUUGAGGUUCAUUAUCAAGUCACAGUAUAAUUUUAAUUAUGGAUGUAAUAUAUUGAUGAUUUAUUUUAGGCUUGAUAAUUGGAUAAAUAAUCCUCUGCUAAUAUAUUUUGAUAAUGAAAUCAUAAUCAAUGAUUAAUACUCUUGUUCACCCAGUGCAACAAACAUUUGUAAGGGUGCCCAAAACGAUGAGGUAACUACAAUGUCAAUAAAUGUCCUACAUAAUCGAUCUUCAAUAUAAAUCGUAAUUUUUGCUUAAUCUGGUAAAAUGGGAAUUUCUGAGUUUUAAUUGUUCAUAGAGGAAUGCCCUAGUGGAUGCCACUCGUGUGAUAUUGUGAAAUGCCAUACUUCAGUACUAUUAAUGCAAUCUUUCAACUCAAAAAUGAUUUCUGCUAUUAAUUCUGAAGGAUGGAUGUUUAGUGGUACAAUUUAAAUAACUAUUGAUAAUUGUCAUGGUAAAUGAAUAAAUAAAAACAAUAGACCUCUUUUAUCAUAAAUCUUCGGGAUAUAAUCUUGAAAAAGAAAUUUAAUUAAAAGAUCAUUGGGCCGUUAGUUUAAAUUUAAAAGUGAUGAUUUUUAAUUCAGGCUCAACAACUAUAUCNUAAAGAGGUAGAAAAAUUUAUUCUAUCGUUUUCAGAGAAUUGAAUUUUGAGUUAGAAGAGAUUCUCAGUUAAAAUAUUGUUGGAUUUAAAUUGGGCUUAUGA